AUGCCUAUCCACAGGCGUAAAGGUAAUGCUCGGCACCAGUUAAGUUCCGACUCUGUUGGCUCACCUCUUUGUUGGCUUGAUUGCCAUCUCGGUUGUGGACUCAGUGCCUGGCCACUUUUGGUGGCCUUUCAAGGGUCUGAUGAGCCCUCACAUUCAUGCGUGCUGUAUUUUGACGCUGCCAAUGCGGGCACCAAGACUGACGACUACAGGCGUCGCGUUAAUGCAGAUAUGACCUUUUUGGUGAUGGUGGUGGUUUUCAUUGCCCUGUCAGUCGCUAUGACGAUUGCGAUUUGUAGCUCAAGCCCUGUACCGCUUUUCUUCUGCCGAACGGCUCGAGCUUGCGUUUGGAUGGCCCUAUUUGGCCUCGCCGGCUCCAAAAGCAGAACCUUUUCUCCUUUUUGCUAUUCACCCACUUCGAUCUCGGGACAAUUAGUCUUGUUUUGUAGGUGGGCCUGGCGACUGUAG
This is a messenger RNA of Protopolystoma xenopodis, 465 nucleotides long. The record is from the annotation of a GenBank genome assembly. NCBI's taxonomy places the organism in Eukaryota, Metazoa, Platyhelminthes, Monogenea, Polystomatidea, Polystomatidae.